Astyanax mexicanus (Mexican tetra) is the source of this 2417-nucleotide messenger RNA. Its product is annotated as beta-1,4-N-acetylgalactosaminyltransferase 3. The coding region runs from base 108 to 2297 and encodes 729 amino acids. Gene Ontology annotation, cellular component: Golgi cisterna membrane. Gene Ontology annotation, molecular function: acetylgalactosaminyltransferase activity. The transcript has 20 exons. The record is from RefSeq and is a predicted model, not a curated record. Lineage: Eukaryota; Metazoa; Chordata; Actinopteri; Characiformes; Acestrorhamphidae.
UUGGGAUCCUGCGGUGGAUGAGCAGUUUGGAGAUCUUCAGAGCCGCUCCAGUGGAUGAGGAACACUCAACAGGACUGUUCUCCUGCUGAAGAGAAAACUCUAUUAGAAUGACUCAGGUUUUAUCCAGUUUCACUGGGUUUUUUAGCUUCAGAGGGCUGAAAGCUGUUGUUCUGAUGCUGGUCGUGAGUGUGCUGGUGUUGGUCAUAUAUUUGUCAUUUUUCACGGUUCGAAUGGAACAUAAGAAAUUAAGAGACACCGUGCUCAGGCGGAGACAGCAGAUGCAAAGUUCUCUAGAGGAAGAGCUCUCUUUUGAAGAAAAUACUAUAGAGCACAAACAACAACCGUGGAAACCUGAGUAUCUAGGCCAAGUCAACCUGCACGCGUGGGAAGACUGGUGUGGAAUAUCCGUCAAUCAGCUGAGGAAGAACGUCCUGUUCCCUGUGUUUCCACACACACGGACCACCAUAAACAGACUAGCAACAUAUCCCAGAUGGAACAAUUACGGGCUGAGGAUCUUUGGCUACAUUCAUCCUGCAUCAAGUGGUCAGUAUAUUUUUGCGAUUUCCUCUGAUAAGAACUCUGAAUUCUGGCUGAGUUUAAAUGAAGAGCCUCAAAACAUCCGACUCGUGGCUUAUGUUGGCAGGUCAGGUACUGAAUGGUCCAAUCCAGGAGAAUAUGGGAAAUUUGCCUCUCAGAAAUCACUGCCUGUAAUGCUUCUGAAAGAAAAUCGGUACUUUUUUGAAGUUCUCUAUAAACACAGUGAAGGAGGGCUGGAUCACCUUGAAGUUGCAUGGCGUCUAAACCAAAGAAACAGCACUUUUGCUGUUAUUACCUCUGAGUACCUGUCUCUCUAUGUCAAUGAAUCCUUGUUACUGGUGGAGGAAACAGACCACAUCCCCCAAACCAUAGCCAGUCAUGAGAUGAAGGCUGAGCUCAUCCCCAAGCAGCCCUUCCCUGUAGUAGACAUGGCCAGAGAAGACCCGCGGGACUCCAUCUACAACAUACCACUGUUGAACCACUCCACGCUGAAAAACGUCUUUACUGAAUGCGAUUACAAGCCUCUGAACAUAUUCGGUGGAGACAAAAUUCAACGAUUCCAUGGAAUAUAUUAUGUUCACUACUCUGCAGUUUACCCAAAUGACUACACAAGACAGACGCAUACAGACAGUGAUGAGAUGUGCUUUUACAACAAGGAUUCGCAGUUUAGUUCAGGAGGUGGGUCUCUUCAGUAUCUGAAAAUCGAGGAUCCGCCCACAGGAGAAGGAGGGGAGAAAGUGGAGAAGCCUGAUCCAUACUGGGAGAGACCUGUCAACGUAAAUCCUAUAGACUUCCAUUCCAAGCAGACCACUGUGGUCACCAAGGUCUGCAAGAGAGCUGGAAACGUCAUCAUGGAUGAGGAAGAGGUCAUGGAUGUGGUUGAAGCCUUCAUGAAUAAACUACAGACAGCAGAAAGCACCAGUGAUCUGGUGCUGAAGCGAGUACUGAAUGUGGAGAGGAGGGUGGAUGGUGAAGCGGGCACUCGCUACCUGUUGGAGCUGGAGUUGGAAGAUGAAGAGGGGGACACCAGGCUGAUGUCUCAACACUUUUUCGUAAACCCACAAAAAGAAGAGAAUCUGCAGUCACGAGGGUUAAUGUCUCUUUGCCACAUAAAAGACUUCAGCUGGGACCCGACGGUCAGAGUCAACGUCAUUCUUACAGUGAAAAACCAAGGCCGGUGGAUCAUUCAGUUCAUCAGACAGAUGGAAAAAAUUUACAAAGCUACAGGAGACGAAAACUUCAACGUCAUCAUCAUCGAUUACAGCAGUAGUGACGUUAACAUACAGAAAGCACUGAAAAAGGCAAAACUCUCAAGCUACCAGUACAAGAGGCUGGAAGGAACUUUUCUUAAAACAACGGCAAUUCAAACAGCAAUUGACCUCAUUAAUGAUGAGAACAGUAUUUUGUUCAUGUGUGAUCUGCAUCUCAAUUUUCCCACAAAUAUCAUCGACAGUGUGCGUAAACACACCAUACAGGGGAAAAUGAUCUUCGCUCCGGCUGUGAUGAGGCUGGACUGUGGAGCUUCAUUACUAGCUCCCACAGGAUUCUGGGAAAUCGAUGGCUAUGGUCUGAUAGGGAUCUAUAAAUCAGACAUGGACCAAAUUGGAGGCAUGAACACUAAAGACUUCAAAGACAAGUGGGGAGGAGAGGACUGGGAAUUGUUGGACAGAAUCCUGGAGGCAAAGCUGGAGGUGGAGCGACUGAACCUCAGGAACUUUGUGCACUACUUCCAUACCAAACGAGGAAUGUGGAAUAGUUAAUUUAAUCACUGUGAACAAUGAACAAAUGCUUGAACAAUGGACUUAUUUUUCUUCUCAGUCUGAGAAAUGACUUUUAUGUAAAAAUACAACGUUUUAAUAAUCAUUAAGUACUGUAAAUUA